GAGGCAAGGCGCUCAGCUUCCCGCUUGGCGGGGCGGCAGCCGGUGCGGUGCUCAGCGUCAGCAUCUACUGUAGAGUGAUGGAGCCCGAGGAGAACCAUGGGGCUAAUGGUCAUGCACGCGAGAAGAAGAACAAGGGCAAGGGCUCCUACGCGUCCUGCCUGCCUGACCUGAGCUGCCUCCGCAAUCGGCAGGUGGCGGCGGCAUCCGGAUCGGCGCGCCGUGCGACGUCCAUCCGCUCCGACCGCGGCGGCUUCAUCACGAUCGAGAACUCGGUGGCCGAGAUGGACGGCGCCGGCGCCGGCUCGGCCUUCCGCGUGGCGGAGGACGUGGACGAGGAGGGCGCGGGGUUCAUCACCAUGGAGAAGGGCACGGUGUCGUCGCGGUCGAGGCGGCCGCUGCCCGACACGGUGUCGUCCGCCGACGAGGAGGACGAGAAGCCGUGCCUGUUCAUGGAGCUGUCGGAGGAGGCCGCUUCCGUUGCGUCGGCGUUCGACGUGGAGAAGGUGGAGGACGAGUUCCUGGCGAUGCUGGAGGACAAGUACUGGGCGAGGAGCAAGGAGAUCGAGAAGGGGCUGAGCGUGAGCCUGGACAUCGGGCUGGAUCUGGGGCUGGACCUGGACUCGCUCAUCAAGGACGCCGAGAUGGAGCUCGCCAAGGCGGAGCAGGCGUGGAAGAGCAAGGUCGGCGCCGCCAUCGUGGAGGAGGAGGAGUACAAGGAGCUCGUCCGGAGGUGGAGCGCCAGGGAGACGAUGAACUCGCAGUCUGCUGCUUCCACCGGCUGCUCCUGGGGCUUUGGAUUCGGGAGCCCAAUCUAAGCGAGCUAGCUAGUUACCCCCAACACCUGGAAUAUUUUUCUGUGCACGUACUCAUCUU
Messenger RNA from Panicum hallii, 873 nucleotides. RefSeq lists its product as uncharacterized. The transcript has 2 exons. Lineage: Eukaryota; Viridiplantae; Streptophyta; Magnoliopsida; Poales; Poaceae. The record is from RefSeq and is a predicted model, not a curated record. The coding region runs from base 78 to 815 and encodes 245 amino acids.